UCUACCUGUUCAGUGUGUGGGUAAGCUUACACUGUGCUGUUCCCAGCGCUCUGCGCAAGCCAGCUAAUUGGAAGAAGGCCUGCAAUGUCAUUCACUGACGCAGCGUGGGUCUCGCUCCGGGACUCCUGUGAUAGUGGACGUUUGGUGCAAGUGAUUUGACAACCUGCUUUCAAACUACAGCUCUUACGAACUAAUUACCCUAGCAAGGAAGGUGGAAAACGGUAUAUUUAAUUGUAAUAUCGCUCUUAAAAAAAGUGAUAUUUAAAAACAGACGAUUAAUGUUGUAAAAUAUAACGAAAUGGAAAUAUUGUGUAUAACAAGUUAUUGUUGUGAAAUAUCUACCGGUGUACAGACACCUGAUGCAGAAUCACCGUGUGUUCUUUAACAUAUCGUAUAAAGUUCAAUAAAUAUCAUAAUGAUAACGUCAAGAUAAUUAUGGACGACAGGCGUUCGUACAAAUAAACAUAAUCUUCAGUUGUGUGUCAACGAACUUUAAACAAAAACAGAGAUUUCAAUGGUGCGUAUAUAUUUAUUUUCACGUUAAUUGAAGUAUAGUUCAAUUCGGUUUAUGGACAUGUAUCCGAAAUAGAUUAGUCUUAACAGGAACUUGGAAAUUGGUGGAUAACUCAGAAAAUGAAGUCAUGGGACACAGAACAUGACCCAUAACGUGAAAUCAUUAAGAAUUAAUAAGAUGUUGCAAAAUAAUACGAAGACACGAAGACAAAUUCGUUGUUUUAGCAGAAAAAAAAAGGGGAUUCAAUGAUUGUUUUGAGUUGCAAUUGCCUAAGACACUACAUGUAAUAAUUAUAAGACAUUUAAUUGCUUCAAUAUAUAUAUAUAUAUCGUGUUUAAGUUUCAGUAUUUUCCGAGUUUAUUUUAAUAUAAAAACAAAAUUAAUGUCAUCGAAAACAAAUAAACUGUUUUGAAUUCGCAAGUUCGUGAGAAGAAAACGCUGAUAGUGGUUGUUAUUUCCCCUCGGAUGCGCUGGAGACUAAUAUCAUGUUAAUAUCCACAAGUAACCUUCCCAGCUCUGGUGUCGGUCAUCUUAACUGCGAUUACCCGAGUUCUGUGUGCUGCGGGCUGAGGUCAGGUGUUGGCCACCCUCUGUGGGGAAAGAUGGACUUACCGACAGGAAGUCUGCUUACCAGCAGCAGCGGCAACAGCAACACCAGCGGGGUUACCAACAACGUGUUACCGACCCUGCCGUGUACAGUGGCGUCUCCAAGUGUGAGCAGUGGCGGUAGCACAAUGCCGUCCUCCACGGCGGUGCCUAGCGCUGGAGCCCUACCUCCGCCUGCCGCCUUGCGGGACUUAUACGCUUCGGCCAUUGGGACUGCAGGUGCGGCGGGACAUCCCUUGGCGUCUCUCGUGUCCCAGCAGAGACUGCUAGAGCUGUCCCGCUUUGGACUGCGACAUUACGACCUUGCGCAGCAUAUGCUGACACAGCAGGGGGCGGUGACCAAGCUGCUCGGAACGCUACGACCCCCGGGUCUCAUCGGUGGAAGUAAACCGAAAGUGGCUACCCCGGCAGUCGUCUCCAAAAUCGAACAAUAUAAGAGGGAGAACCCCACCAUCUUUGCCUGGGAGAUCAGGGAGAGACUCAUCUCGGAAGGUGUGUGCACGAACGCGACUGCCCCGUCAGUCAGCAGCAUCAACAGGAUACUGCGCAACCGGGCUGCGGAGCGAGCGGCGGCCGAGUUCGCGCGUGCGGCUGGCUACGGCCUCUACCACCCGCAUCCGUACGCAGCCUUCCCGUGGCACCCCGCUCACCUGUGGCCGGCCCCUACACUCGGCCUCGCGCCGGGCGGCUCGGGUACCAGUUCCGCGGCCGCUGCAGCCAUGACGGCCGGCACAUCGCCAGCGUCUUCAGCGUCCCCAACAUCCAUCGGACACCAGCACGAGGGAGCCGCUAUAUCGACUUCAGACCUCAUGGUGCCCCGUCUUAUCGAUGUUGACGGCAAGGAUGAGACGGGGAGUUUGGACGGUUCGGAACAGCCCAAAUUUCGGAGAAAUCGGACUACAUUCAGUCCAGACCAACUGGAGGAGCUUGAGAAAGAGUUUGAGAAGAGCCAUUACCCAUGCGUCAGCACAAGAGAACGCCUGGCUUCGAAGACCAGUCUGUCGGAGGCCAGAGUACAGGUUUGGUUUUCCAACAGACGCGCAAAAUGGAGACGUCACCAGCGCAUGAACCUCCUAAAACGCUCUUCACCUCCCCCGCCUCCGUCGCAACAACCAACAACCCCACCUCGUCCCUCUGCACCAUACGGAGACCACAAUAUCACCACCAGCACCACUUCCAACAGCACUUCAACAACCACCAUUCCUGGCUCUCCGGAGGGCGUUUCCACCCCUGGCUCUCCACAACCCUCCACCCUUUGCAACAAUACUACUAUAGUACGUCAUCAUCAUCAUCAUCAUCUGCAUUCAGCAGCCUCAGGGGUGGGGCUGAAUCAGACAACGCAACUUCUUCUGCAGAUGGGAGGAGAAAAUAGCGCGUUCAAAGCCCUCCCCAACCACCGGAUGCUGACCACUUCAACUUCGCACCUUGUAUCACCAGCCGCUUAUGGGUAUGCUUCAAACAGUUCAUCAGAUUCUGAGGAGAUCAACGUGAACGAUCAUACAGAUGACGAGGUUGAAGACCGCUCCAGGUUGCUGUCCCUCCAGCAGCACCUGGGGCAAUCUCGACCACAGUCCAACAGUCCUCUCGGUGGGGCGGAAGAUAAGGCAGAGCCGCUGCAACUCACCAAGUAUGACCGGGAAAGAGUAUGAGGUACACACCUAGACUAGAGAGCUUCACAACAGAACUAAGACGGUGUUAACAUUUAAAGUUGCUUUGUCGUUGGUGUGACACAUUGUUAAAAACUUUUAUUUUGGGCUUAACCAGUCUGUUUCGGCAAAUGGUUGCAUAUCCGUCUUCAGGCGAUCAGGACACGAAAGAAAACCACUGUUGCUCCCUUCAGAAGAGAGACAAUGAGGUGUCCAAAAGGGUGGAACUUUUUUCGUAUUAUGAAGAUCUAAAUGUAAGAAACUUUCCGAAACACAGUACUCUUAUAAAAGUCGGUAGUUGGAAAAUGACGAAAACAAUAUUCUAACAGAUAUGGUACUAUUUGUCAAAAAUGAAGGCAAGAUUACAAAGGGGGCAUUGUAGAGCCCUAAAUAGCUGUACUACAGAACUUCUUGUGCAAUAGACAUCUCAACCCAACAUGGUGAACUAAAAAAAUAUGUCAUAGGGAGUAGUGCCCGUAGAAUUCAGAACCUUAAGAACAUAAACUAUCCAAAAUUUUCCUAAAUAGGGGAGGGGCAUCCUGUUUCAGAGUACUGUCACUUGGGAUGUAAGCCUGCAGUCACGUAAAUUUUUACCGAUGAUGAAUGUGCUGCUUUCAUCUUCAUAUCUCUCUACUCUGGCCCUUAUAGAGGCUUCAAACUGCUUCAAUGUUCUCAGUGGCUCUCUCAGGGCUUCUGUUGCUACAUCUGUGCAACUCCGUCCAAAGUAAGCUUAUCUACUUUUCUCUCCUAUACAGAAAAUGAAGGCAGGACAUUAAUUCGAAACGUCUCUCUCUGUCCUUUCACCUUCUUUUUCAUAAUCUUAUCUUACUCUUUCAUCAUUUCUUUUAACUCUUUUUCGCUUUCAGUGACAAGAUUUAAAGAAUCGCUUGUUUAGGUUCUGGAAAGUUUAAAUGACAAACCGCAGUAUAAAUAAAGUCUAAUGGCUUUGAAUCUCUCAUCUGUUAAACUGAGAAAGCUUUUAGGUACAGAAAGAAGUUAGAACUGACACAUCCAUGAAAAAUUUAAUGUCACAAAGAAAGAAUUAAGCGGGUAGAUCUAAGCUUGACCGAUUUGCCGCUGAAUCACAAUUGUACGAUGUUUAUCGCAAGUAAAUAUCGUCACAUUAUUUGAAUCUUAUCAAAUUUUCACCUUGUUAACUUAACUGCAUACUAGAUUUAUAUUAUGGCGUCUGCUCUACCCUACGACAUUUAUGCUACAGAAAAUUACAUAAUAAUAGGUCACAUAUGUGAACAUACAGAGCGGCAAAUAACAGGCUGUCCUCUGGAGCAAAGAAAACUCACAAGAGUUUGUUGUAAUAAGGUCAUGAAGGCAAGCGUAUGGCUUCUAACGUCAAAAGUUACUUUCAACUUUCUUUCGUUUGAGCCACAAACAAAUCAGAAAUUCAUAUACAUAUGUAUAAUAAAAAUAAAUGUUUUGAAAUGAAAGACAUUUUAUAAUCAAAGAAGUUCUAUUGGUUGUUAUAUAUAAAACAUUUCAAAGACAUCCAUUAGCCAUAAGGCAAUUAUAAUUCUAAUUGUUUCACUUCACUUAUGAAAAUAUAGAGGAGUAUUAAAGUGUGCAGUUUAACUCAACAGUUGGAAAAUCUAACUUUUCUGUUAUUCUGUGAAGUGGUAAAUAUAUAAUUAGAAUGAAGAAAUGAUUAAAUGUAUUUGUGACCAAUAUUUUACUAUAAAUAACUGCACAAAUGCUAAAAAUUUCCCUUUCAAUGUGAACAUACUUUCAUUGCGAUGUGAUAACAGAGUUUGAGGCUUUCAAUUUCAGUUAGAACUGUAGGAACUGUUGCUUGAAAAAUUCAGAUUCAAUCAUCACCGAAAACAUGUAAUACUUAUGUUAUUCUGAGAAAAUACUAAUUGAAAUUGAAUGAAUAAAAUUUGAAAACCGAA
This is a messenger RNA of Cryptotermes secundus, 4670 nucleotides long. RefSeq names its product paired box protein Pax-6. The coding region runs from base 1000 to 2769 and encodes 589 amino acids. The transcript has 6 exons. Gene Ontology annotation, biological process: anatomical structure development; regulation of transcription by RNA polymerase II. NCBI's taxonomy places the organism in Eukaryota, Metazoa, Arthropoda, Insecta, Blattodea, Kalotermitidae. The record is from RefSeq and is a predicted model, not a curated record. Gene Ontology annotation, molecular function: DNA-binding transcription factor activity, RNA polymerase II-specific; RNA polymerase II cis-regulatory region sequence-specific DNA binding.